Staurois parvus is the source of this 579-nucleotide messenger RNA. NCBI's taxonomy places the organism in Eukaryota, Metazoa, Chordata, Amphibia, Anura, Ranidae. The record is from the annotation of a GenBank genome assembly.
AUUACCAACGGUGGCAAGACCACUCUGACAAACAGAUUGAUAAAAUCCCUUCCCAGCUGUUGUGUCGUACAUCAGGAUGACUUUUUUAAGCCCCAGGACCAGAUCAAAGUUGAAGAUGGAUUUAAACAGUAUGAUGUGAUCGAUGCUUUGGAUAUAGAUGCUAUGAUUGAAACUAUUAGCGCAUGGAAAAAAGACCCUGUGAAGUUUGAGAGAUCUCAUGGUAUAAACAACACUAUGGAUAAUGAGCCGUGCCAAGAGAAUGAGGAGCAAGAAAAAUGUCACAUCCUGAUCGUAGAAGGAUUUCUUUUAUACACCCAUGAAUCUCUAAUAGAAAUGCUCACCCAUCGCUAUUUUAUUACAAUACCCUAUGAUGAAUGCAAGAAGAGAAGGAGCUCCAGAAAUUACACCGUUCCAGAUCCACCAGGCCUUUUUGAUGGCCAUGUCUGGCCAAUGUAUGUGAAACACAAGAAGGUUAUGGAAGACUUGAAUGUUGGUGUGGAAAAACUUGAUGGAACAAACACACGGGAAGAAUUAUUUAACAGAGUAUAUGGAGAUGUGCUAAACCUGAUAAAUUGCAAC